CUUUUACAUGGAUAAAAAUAAUAAUAAAAAAACUAACACACACACACUCUCUCUCUUUUUUUUGUUCUUAUAUUGUAGGAACGUAUUGAACAAGCUUAUCAGAAUUACGAUGAAAACUCAUUACAAGAUGUUCUUCAUGGAAUUCAAGAUUCUAUUCAAACUACCAUUACAAUUAGUCUCUUCGAAAUGUUGUCUCUUCGUACUAAUGAAAGUUUCAACUCCACUCAAGAGCACUUGACUGACGACGUCCACAGUAAUAACAACGAAAAUGAUCAGUUUCCGCGUUUUACGAUCUCCUUUGCUGGUGACGACAACGAUAAUAUGGAGUCCUUCUAUAGAAAUGAUGUAUCAGUCAACCCUAUUUUGGCAACUACGAGAAAUAGUUCUUCUGGUGAAUUAGCUAACGGUUCGGGACUUGCUUCUAUACCACUUACAUCUAAUGUUGGCUUGAAUAGAUCUGACGGCGUGGAUGAUUCAGAUUGGGAAACUGUACCGGAAGACGAAGAACAACAACGUCCAGUGGAGGAUCAUACCUGCAUUAGCAAUAGCAGCAAUAGCGACUUGGAGGACUCGAAUGAAAGUUGCGACUUUAGUAACUCUGACGAAUACGAUGAUGAAUACGAUGAUGAAUAUGACGAUGAAUAUGACGAUGAAUAUGGCGACGAGUACGACGAUGAAUAUGAUGAUGAAUAUGAUGAUGAAUACGAUGAUAGCUUUAGUGAUGAUUAUAAUGGUGACUACAGUGAUGAUUACAGUGAAGAUGAAUACAGCAAUGAAGACUGUGAUGAUGAUAGCAAUCUAGACGAGGAUAUUAUUGACGAUGAAUUUGAAGAUGGCGUCAAUGACGAAGAUGGCGAUGAAGAUGACAUGAUGACUGGAUUUGACUAUUUUAGGUAAUAGGAGAAGAAACAAUUGAUUAUUGGUAUACUCACGUUUAUCUUUUUUUUUUUUUUUUAAUAACAUAGGUUGGAAUUGCUAGGUUAUAACCAAGAUGGAUCACCCUCAUGGUCAUCGACAUAUGUACGACCCUCCAAUGGAACAAGAAACUGGGAAACUUAUCGUUCUCAUUUUAUUGACGAAAAUAGUAUACGACUUGAGUAAGUUUGAAAACAAUUUUAUUGAUUGAUAGUGUCUAAUUACCCAUCCAAUUAACAUGUCAUUAUAAU
Halteromyces radiatus is the source of this 1166-nucleotide messenger RNA. RefSeq lists its product as uncharacterized. The record is from RefSeq and is a predicted model, not a curated record. The transcript has a single exon. NCBI's taxonomy places the organism in Eukaryota, Fungi, Mucoromycota, Mucoromycetes, Mucorales, Cunninghamellaceae. Bases 187 to 897 code for a protein of 236 amino acids.